CAGCAUACGACAUCACAUCUGCUUGAGACUGCAUGUGGAAAAUAUACCUGCAGCCUUCAGACGUCUCCAGAGAACUGCAACUAGCAAGCAAUACUCUUCACUUUCUAACUGCUGUGGAUUACAGAACUGCUUCUGUGUCUCAGCCAUGUGGAGACAAUGGAGAAACUUCUUCUACUUGGCCAUCAUCUUUCAUCUGUCUGGAUCUUCAGCUGCUGCAGAUGCUCAGAUAAGAUUAAUUGAUCCUGAUAAUUCUGGGGCAACUCUUUGCUCUGGAAGAGUGGAAAUCUAUCACAACAACAGAUGGGGAACAGUCUGUGGUGGUGGCUGGGACCUAAAUGAUGCUGAGGUGGUCUGCAGACAGUUAGACUGUGGACCAGCACUGAAUGCCACUCGAUCAGCUCACUUUGGUGGAGGAACAGGACAAAUCUGGCUUGAUGAUGUGUCCUGUUCAGGAAGUGAAAGUUCCCUAACUGAUUGUCAGCACAGAGGAUUUGUGAUACCCUACUGUGGACAUUAUCAGGAUGCUGGUGUCAUCUGUUCAGAAAUCAGAUUAACUGGGCCUCAGUCAACUCGCUGCUCUGGACGAGUUGAAAUCUAUCACAACAACAGAUGGGGAACAGUCUGUGAUGAUGGCUGGGACCUAAAUGAUGCCGAGGUGGUCUGCAGAGAGUUAGAGUGUGGAUCAGCAUUGGAGGCCACUCAAUCAGCUCAUUUUGGUGAAGGAACAGGACAAAUCUGGCUGGAUGAUGUGACCUGUUCAGGAAGUGAAAGUUCUCUAACUCAGUGUCAGCACAGAGGAUUUGGGACUCAUGACUGUACACACCAAAAGGACGCUGGUGCCAUCUGUUCAGGUGUGCCCAUCAGAUUAGCUGGUUCUGGGUCCACUCAGUGCUCUGGACGAGUUGAAAUCUACCGUCAAAAAACAUGGGGAACAGUCUGUGGUCGUGGCUGGGACCUAAAUGAUGCUGAGGUGGUCUGCAGGCAGUUAGACUGUGGAUCGGCACUGAAAGCCACUCAGUCAGCUCACUUUGGUGAAGGAACAGGAGACAUCUGGCUGAAUGAAGUGUCCUGUUCAGGAAGUGAAAGUUCUCUAGCUGAUUGUCAGCACAGAGGAUUUGGGACACACUCCUGUGGACAUGGUGAGGAUGCUGGUGUCAUCUGUUCAGGAAUCAGAUUAGCUGGACAUCAGUCUACUCAGUGCUCUGGAAGAGUUGAAAUCUAUCACAAUAAAAUAUGGGGAACAGUCUGUGACCAUGGAUGGAGCACAGAAGAUGCUGAGGUGGUCUGCAGACAUUUAGGCUGUGGACCAGCACUGAAUGCCACUCAGUCAGCUCACUUUGGUGAAGGAACAGGACAAAUCUGGCUUGAUGAAGUGUCCUGUUCAGGAAGUGAAAGUUCUCUAACUGAGUGUCAGCACAGAGGAUUUGGGACACACUCCUGUGGACUUGGUGAGGAUGCUGGUGUCAUCUGUUCAGGAAUCAGAUUAUCUGGGCAUCAGUCAGGUCGUUGCUCUGGAAGAGUUGAAAUCUACAAUAAAAAAAGAUGGGGAACAGUCUGUGAUGACGGCUGGGACUUGAAUGAUGCUGAGGUGGUCUGCAGGCACUUAGACUGUGGCACAGCACUAGCACCUCCUAAAGAGGCUCAUUUUGGUGAAGGAAGUGGACCAAUCUGGCUUGAUGGUGUGGCCUGUUCAGGAAGUGAAAGGUCUAUAAUCCAGUGUCAGCACAGAGGGUCUGAGAAAAAUGGCUGCACACACCAUAAAGAUGCUGGUGUCAUCUGUUCAGGUGCACGCAUCAGAUUAACUGGGUCCACUCGUUGCUCUGGAAGAGUUGAAAUCUUUUACAACAACACUUGGGGAACAGUCUGUGAUGAUGGCUGGGACAUAAAUGAUGCUGAGGUGGUCUGCAGAGAGUUAAACUGUGGAACAGCACUGAAAGCCACUAAGUCCGCUCACUUUGGUGAAGGAAGAGGAUCGAUCUGGCUUGAUGAUGUGUCCUGUUCAGGAAGUGAGAGAUCUCUGACUGAGUGUCAGCACAGAGGAUUUGGGAAACAUGACUGUACACACAGCAAGGAUGCUGGUGUUGUCUGUUCAGGUGUGCCAGUCAGAUUAUCUGGAAGCACUUUGUGCUCUGGAAGAGUCGAAAUCUUUUACAACAACAUUUGGGGAACAGUCUGUGAUGAUAACUGGGACAUAAAUGAUGCUGAGGUGGUUUGUAGAGAGCUCGGCUGUGGAAUGGCACAGAGUGCUGCUGUAUCAGCCCGCUUUGGUGAGGGAAGUGGAUCCAUCUGGCUUGAUGAUGUGUCCUGUUCAGGAAGUGAGAGAUCUCUGACUGAGUGUCAGCACAGAGGAUUUGGGACACAUGACUGUACACACAGUAAAGAUGCUGGUGUUGUCUGCUCAGUGAUCCUUCCAAAGCCCAGAAUCUUCAUGAUUUCUGCUGGUAAAGUUGAGCGGAGAAGCGAUGUCAGCAUCACUUGUUCAAUAUCACCUCAAAGCCAACAGCUUCUACAAGGAGAAUUUACUCUGAAGCAGAUUUCAGGCUCAUUCAGUCAGACAAAACCAUCAACUACCAACUCUGCUACAUUCAAGAUCCUCAAAGUAGAUUUUGACAAGGAUGGAUUGUACCAGUGUGAAUAUUCACACGACUCCAGCAUCUCCACAAGUGACUCUGUCACCGUCUCUGUUACUGUGUUGCUGCAGCAGCCCAGGAUCUCUGUGACAUCUCCAGAUGGAAGACUUGCUAAGGUUAUAGAAAUCAUGAAGGGCUACAGCUUCAUCUUCACCUGCUCAAACAAUGAUCGCUAUUCAGGAGGAGUUUUCAAUCUCAUCUACUCUGGCUCCAACAUGAAACACAAUAAGACAUCUGUCAACAGCUCAGCCUCCUUUAGUUUCCCUGUAGCUGACUUUGGACACGAGGGCCGCUACAGCUGUGUGUAUGAGAUAACUCUGACAGAAGGAACAUUCACUUCUCCUGAGGCGGAGUGGAUUUAUGUCUCCGUUAUAUAUUCAAGAAUUCCAAUCCUGAGAUAUGUUCUCCUGCCUCUGGUUCUGCUUUUGGAGAACAUUGCCCUUCAUUUCUACUAUAAGGUCAUCAAAAAGCAGAAAUCAGACAAAAAGGAGAACGAUGAGACGGAUGUUUCCAGAGCUGAAGAAGUGGAGGCUGAGGAGGAAGCGGUCCAAGAAAUAGAAUAGAAUUGAAACACAUAGAAACACACACAAGUUUAAAAUCCACUAUCUGAUUUUAUCUAUAUCUAUCUCUUUCUAUAUAUGUAUAUAGAUAUAUAUUAGUCCAUAUAUACUCCAGUCCUCUCUCUUUUUUUUCAUCUUUCUCUGAUUCUAAAAGUGAAGUUUUUACAGAUUAAGUAUUUUUUCCCUCAAUAACCUCUAUCUUUAGCUAGACAGAAUAUGUGUCAGUUUGUGAUGUCUUUGUACUCUUGAGUGUUUGAAAUUAUUUUCCAUUUAAAAAAACAAGUUCCCUUAUUUAUAGCCUCCUAUCCUGUGGCACUCACAGCAGGAAUGUAUGACAGUGAUGAGAAGGAGAAGUAUGCAGCCGGGGCCAGAGGGGGUUAAAUGAAUGACAUCAUCCAACAGCUUUUUAGCUGGCAGUGUGGUUUGCAAUUUGCAGGGAAGACAUGACAGGAGUCAGAAAGAUGAGCAGAUGAACAGUGUCUGAAAGUCAUGUCAUUAAGAAAUAGCGAAUAUAAGGAAAACAGGGGUGACUCAAGACUCACAUCCAUGCCGCUUAUAACUUAAAAUAUGACGUUUAUGACGUUUGACUUUGAUUUGAUGAUUUCUUGAACUAAGCUAAACUGUCAGCCUUUUAUUGCAACAGAAAAGUGGAGUCCACAAGUUUACAAAGACCAAAAAUAUCUCUAACAUUAAUGUCAGUUCCUUCACAUGCUUGAUGUCUAAAUGUAUGAAAAUUUCAAACCACCUCUCACCAUCAGUAACAUGUCCCAAACAAAAACACUCACUGUUUUUGUUUGGGCAUUUACUUUGUUGGGAUCUGGUCACAUUAGGCUGGUUUGUGUCAGUAGGACCGACUAGACCCCCGCAGAUUUAAUCAGGCCUGCAUUUGACUCCGUCCUUGUGGCUAACAAGUUUUUGUGGGACAUAUGUAGUGUUUUCAUUCACCCAUCUGUGAAGAUACGAAGUCAAGGAAAAUAUACUGAUUUCUGAGAGCAUGUCAGACACCACUGAUCCAACAUGUGGCUGUAAUGUGGUGAGUAAUUCUGACACAGCAUAGGAUCAGUGAAAUUUUUCACAUCAUGUUACCACCCAACAACAUCUUUUGUUGAACUUGCUGUACUCUACUGUUGAGCUCUCUGACCACUAUAAGUCUGUGAAGGUUCUUUAAGUUGCUUGAAGACAUUUCACCUCUCAUCCGAGAAGCUUCUUCUGUUCUAGGGUCAAAUGGUGGAGAGUCCCAGAUUUAUAUAGUUGGUAAAGCCAACCCUGCUACGCCCCCUGCUGUCCAAGAUCAACACAGCUAGUAGGACUGCUGUCACAGGAAAUCUUAAUUAGUGACUUUAUUUCCUGUUAGUACAUUAAAUAUUUCUGCUUUUAUUUCUGUGUUAAAUAAAGUUUGUUCAGCUGCAGUAAUGCUCUUGAUCAGAAAGUUGCAGUAUUUUUAAAAAGUAAAAGGCUAGAGCUUUGCUUCGACUUUAGUUUAUACUACUGUCAAGUUUUUUGCAUCACUGUUUUUCUGUCACAUUUUAUAAUUUGUUGAAAUAAAUAUGUGAUUGUAUUAAAUGU
This is a messenger RNA of Haplochromis burtoni (Burton's mouthbrooder), 4756 nucleotides long. Its product is annotated as deleted in malignant brain tumors 1 protein-like. NCBI's taxonomy places the organism in Eukaryota, Metazoa, Chordata, Actinopteri, Cichliformes, Cichlidae. Gene Ontology annotation, cellular component: membrane. The coding region runs from base 146 to 3193 and encodes 1015 amino acids. The record is from RefSeq and is a predicted model, not a curated record. The transcript has 14 exons.